Messenger RNA from Mastomys coucha (southern multimammate mouse), 3705 nucleotides. RefSeq names its product poly(ADP-ribose) polymerase family member 11 (gene Parp11). The transcript has 10 exons. Gene Ontology annotation, molecular function: NAD+ poly-ADP-ribosyltransferase activity. The coding region runs from base 36 to 1433 and encodes 465 amino acids. The record is from RefSeq and is a predicted model, not a curated record. Lineage: Eukaryota; Metazoa; Chordata; Mammalia; Rodentia; Muridae.
GAUUGGCUGGAUCCGGGCGGAAGUCGGGAGGUUCGAUGGUCCAAAGACGCCAGCUUGUGACGGGGAGGGGGAGAAGGAAGGCUUCCGUUAAGGGUUCCUUUCGGUCCAUUCGUUCCUGGGGAUCCUCGGAAAAAGCCUACCAUACCGACCCCACGGCUAGCCCCUCCCCCAGGCUCUCUCCGCUCGAUUUCGCACCGUUAUGUGGGAAGCGAAUCCGUGACUGGCACAGGAAUGCAUUAAGAUUUCUCCGCUCACCUGCUCCUCUUUCCUUCAGGAUGGCACUUAUGUCUGUACUAUUGGACCAUUUAUACUCUGUGAAAUGGCCAAGCGGGGUGAGCAGUGCUGGAAGAAGAAAGCAGAAGUGUGGACUAGCUAACAGGACAGUGCUUUACAUUUUAAGUCAUCGUUUUUAUUAUCUGGUCAAGACACACAAGAAGAUGUUUCACAAGACAGAGGAGUUCUUUCCCAAGAAGACCGACAGUGAUGUGGAUGACAUGGACACAUCGGACACACAGUGGGGCUGGUUCUACCUGGCGGAAUGUGGAAAGUGGCACAUGUUUCAGCCGGAUACCAACAUUCAAUGUUCAGUUAGCAGUGAAGAUAUCGAAAAAAGCUUCAAAACAAACCCUUGUGGCUCCAUUUCCUUUACUACUUCCAAAUUCAGCUACAAGAUAGACUUUGCAGAAAUGAAGCAGAUGAAUCUCGUCACUGGAAAACAGCGCCUAAUAAAAAGGGCUCCUUUCUCCAUCAGUGCCUUCAGUUACAUCUGUGAAAAUGAGGCCAUCCCCAUGCCAACACACUGGGAGAACGUGAACCCUGAUGUUCCCUACCAGCUGGUUUCCCUGCAGAACCAAACGCACGAGUAUAAUGAAGUGGCCAGUCUUUUUGGGAAAACUAUGGAUCGGAACCGAAUUAAAAGAAUUCAAAGGAUCCAAAAUUUAGACUUAUGGGAGUUCUUUUGCAGGAAAAAGGCUCAGCUCAAGAAAAAGAGAGGUGUCCCUCAGAUCAAUGAGCAAAUGCUGUUUCAUGGCACCAGCAGUGAAUUUGUGGAAGCAAUUUGCAUUCACAACUUUGACUGGAGAAUCAAUGGUGUGCACGGUGCUGUCUUUGGAAAAGGAACCUAUUUCGCUAGAGAUGCUGCGUACUCCAGUCGUUUCUGCAAAGAUGACAUCAAGCACGGGAACACAUUCCAGAUUCACGGGGUCAGCUUGCAGCAGCGACAUCUGUUCAGAACCUAUAAAUCCAUGUUUCUUGCUCGAGUGCUAAUUGGUGAUUACAUAAACGGAGACUCGAAAUACAUGAGACCUCCUUCCAAAGACGGGAGCUAUGUGAAUUUGUAUGACAGCUGUGUGGAUGACACCUGGAACCCAAAGAUCUUUGUGGUUUUUGAUGCCAACCAGAUCUACCCUGAGUACCUGAUAGACUUCCACUGACCCUGCCUCCCAGGCUCAGUGGUCAAAGCUCUGCUCUCUCAUUGCAGGAGGAUUUGGUCCCCUGUCGUCUAGCCGCUAAUAUAAAUACUGGAUUCUUUUGAAAAAACAGAUACAGAAAAGAAUAUGGCCUCAGUAUAUAAAGAAGUCCUGGCUGUCAGGUUGGUUAUAUGUUGUUCUGUUUCUGUCUGUUCCGGUUCUGUUAAAGACCAAUGCUGUUGCCAUCUUAACAUUCAGAAGAGAGAGGUACUUCUCAAAACAGAAUAGGCUGAGUCUCAUUACCAUGGCCAGGCAGUCUUCAAAGUCCACAUGCAUGUGACUGGGUCAAAUGAUUUUAGUUUUUGUACCCUAUUAGGAGAACUGGCCCUUUAUAAAUUGAAUUUUGGCAUUAUUUUCUAUCAGUGAUGUGACUUUGUUGGUCUUGUGAGGGGGACAUUAAAAAUCCCGAAACAGUUCCUGGUGCUCAGUGAAGUAAGAAACAAGGACAUUGUCUAUGAGCUAGUAGGCAAGCCAGCGGAAGAGAAACCAGGGCAGAGCCUGCUUCCCACUGCUGUAGGAAGGUGGUCUGGAGCCCCAGAGCAGCGCACACUCUUCUCACCCACCUCCCACAGCUGAGCAUUGCUGCUGAGGGUCACUAGCUCACAGUUCAGCCUCCAGCAGUCUGCGGUCCCUGCCCCAAGUUAUUUAUUCUCUUUAUUUUCCAUGCCCUGCAGUGUUCACUUCUCAGAGACUUUGUCGGUCCUCACACAACCCCUGACACACAUAGCCAUUCCAUGGUGAUUCCUAAGACCCACACAUGUUAGGAGUUUGGUGAGAACAUGAGAUGCUAGGAAGAAGUCUGAUUUUUUUCUUUAGAGUCGUGAUUGACAGCUUCCAACCCCUGAGCAGCUGUGUACAACUUGGAGUUGUGCUCAUGGUUUGUGUACCUGUCUGUUUGCCUGCUGUUCUGUCCUGCAGAUGAAGUGAUCUGUACCAGCUAACUGCCCGUUGGUGUUCUAGCAGAGACCAGACAGCACUCAGGCACGAUGCUGUCUUGGCGUUCAAGUAUCAGACAGGGAGCUGCCUGUUUGUCUCCCCAGUGCUGCUUUUCCCAUGAUUCCUUGAGGGAAGGUCAUUCCUCCAGCCAUUCACCCAGAACCUUUUCCUAACUCUUAAUACUGAAUCUUGUCCAGCUUUGGGUGCAAGGAAGUAUGCACAGCUUACUUCUAGCUUAGCUUAGUUUCUGUGCCCGUGCCUGUCUUGUUCUCUUUGGUCACUCAAAUCGGGAAGCACCUAGAAAUAAUGUGUGUGUGGAACAGGAUUAGGGAUAGCGGUGUUUGUAAGGAUAGCAAUUCUUUCAGCUUUGUAAAUUGUCAGAUUUUCCUUAUAUCCCAGAAUGUGUAAAAUUGUGCAGUGGGAAGUCAUGAAUGGCACUCAGGAAAGCGUAUGCACGGUGCUUUGGCAACACUGCGGCAGUAAUGAUUUCCUGGCUCAAAUGUGUAGGACCACUAUUGGUUUAAGAGUAGAAAGGACACAUUUCAAAAGUGCCUGAAGGCAAAGCGGCUAGGCUGCCUGGCCGCUCACAAGAAUCAGUGUUAGAGGCAUUAGGAGUUUGAACCGAACAAUCUCUCUUCUAGUUCUUUUCUUCUAUUUUUGUUUGGUUUUGUGUGUGUUUGUUUGUUUGUUUGUUUGUUUGUGUCUGUUUUUCAAGACAGAGUUUCUCUGUGUAGCCCUGGCUGUCUUGGAACUCAUUCUGUAGACCAGGCUGGCAUGCAAUGUGUUAAAGUCCCUCUUACAUGUCUGUCUCCCUCUGCCCAGACUCAUGCACACUUCUCUUAAUACUUGAAUGGAAUGACUGUUGUAGUUGGACUUGUGUAUCCAUGUUAAGGUGACUGAGGACGAAGGCAGUUUGUGCAAUCACUGUGCAAUCUUGUUGGCUUGCAUGAGGAAGGUGGGGGUGUCAGAGAGGCCACCGUAAGAAAGCAUUGCACGGCUACUGUUGGAACGCACUGCCAGCCCCCCUUCAUAAGGAAGAAGUGAUUUCGGUAUGUGUUUUAAAAUAUAAUAAUGUAGAAGUCACUCGUGUUAAAGUUUUACUGUUUUGUCUGUUCCAUGUAUAGAAGAGCUUCAUUCCCUCUGCUCAUCAGAUGGAGUGGGAGGGAGAGGAGAGGGAGCCGGUACAGAGUGGCGAGAGCUGAGCCACAAGCUGGCCGAAUAAACUCCAUUGAGUGCAAACUUGUCUUUUCUCUGUGGGGAGUCUAGCCUCGGGGUAAAAAUAAAUGUGUUUAUGGGAAAA